AUGGGCUUGGCGAUGCUGGUUGAGGGAGCGUUGAUCGAGUCGAAGGAGUCCAAGGGGUUUGUUUAUAAGGACGAGGAGAACGGCGGAAGGAUGAGGAGAAAUGGGCCAAAGGCUCUUCUAUAA
This is a messenger RNA of Fusarium odoratissimum NRRL 54006, 123 nucleotides long. RefSeq lists its product as uncharacterized. The record is from RefSeq and is a predicted model, not a curated record. NCBI's taxonomy places the organism in Eukaryota, Fungi, Ascomycota, Sordariomycetes, Hypocreales, Nectriaceae. The transcript has a single exon. Bases 1 to 123 code for a protein of 40 amino acids.